Penicillium canescens is the source of this 714-nucleotide messenger RNA. RefSeq lists its product as uncharacterized. Gene Ontology annotation, biological process: mitochondrial respiratory chain complex I assembly. The record is from RefSeq and is a predicted model, not a curated record. Gene Ontology annotation, cellular component: mitochondrial inner membrane. Lineage: Eukaryota; Fungi; Ascomycota; Eurotiomycetes; Eurotiales; Aspergillaceae. The coding region runs from base 1 to 714 and encodes 237 amino acids. The transcript has 3 exons.
AUGCACUCCCCAUCCCCACAACUCCUCCGCGCCCUCCGCACCUCGCUCACCAGCACCCCAGCCCGAUUCAUCCGAAUCCCAUCAACAGCCUCGAAAUGCGCAAUCCCAAAACCGAGCCACCAACUCCCCUCAACCAGACGUAACAACAGCUCCACCAUCCGCCCAUCCCGCAUGGUCUCCCGCGCACACGCGCACAAGCCCGUCAGCCACGACCGCGGCCCACAGUCCAACGAAGACACGCAGACGGACUUUGCCGCGCUGAACGUCUUGGGUAACAUCCCUGCGCCUACAACAGCUAUCGAUGCCACCCUUGACUCUGGCUUCCACCUUAACAAUGGUGUCAAGGUCACUGGUGGUGAUGGAUUGCUGCUUGUUGGUGGUGAGGCGUUUGCCUGGAGGCCGUGGAAGGCGGUAGAGGGCGCGAAGGAUGAUCGCGAUGCUAAGGAUAACAUGAUCAAUGCUAAGGGGCAGUUUGAGCUUGAUGAGUCUGUUUGGGGUGUUGGAUUAUGGCGUAAUAUGCUCAUUCUUGGUCUUGGUGCUUCGAUGUUCCCCCUCUCGCCUGAAACUAAACGCCACAUCAAUUCGUUGGGCAUUCGGGUCGAUAUUCUGGAUACCCGCAAUGCGGCUGCUCAGUUCAAUCUGCUUGCUACGGAGCGUGGUGUUACUGAGAUUGCUGCUGCCAUGAUUCCUAUUGGGUGGAAAGGCAGAUCAUAG